This is a messenger RNA of Triplophysa rosa, 2157 nucleotides long. RefSeq lists its product as uncharacterized. The transcript is spliced from 8 exons. The record is from RefSeq and is a predicted model, not a curated record. Gene Ontology annotation, cellular component: plasma membrane. Lineage: Eukaryota; Metazoa; Chordata; Actinopteri; Cypriniformes; Nemacheilidae. The coding region runs from base 336 to 1697 and encodes 453 amino acids.
UGUCCUGAGGAAGAGAGAGAGCGCGCACGAGUUACUGGAGAGAUGAGAUCAGGGAUUUAAGAGUGCACAAAAUUACAUCCACACGUGCACUUCAUGUUAUGUAAGAGCCCUGACUGUUUCGCUGUGUGCUGUAGGAUAACAGAGGCAGUGAGCGGAGAGGCAGAGCAGAUGCUGGAUGCACACACGGGGAAAUUUACAUUUUUCACUGAAAGAGAGACAGAGAAGAGGACGCACAGAGCUGCCAUUUUCAGGCAACAUGGACAUGGCUUGGACUGAGCGACAUCUUUAGUGAAAACAAAUGUGUUUCUGUGACAUUCUCUCAUUUGGCAGAAUGAAUGGAUUAUGGUCAUCCAUAUUUGAAUUGCUUCACAGAUUUCUGUAAUAACCUGAGGUCAUAUCUGCUUUGUGCUGUGGCCCCUGGGGGGCCUUUGAUGAUGACAUCAAAGUGGCGCAUGGUGUGGGUUGUGUGUGGACUGACUGUAUGGUUUCCCCACAUUCACGCAGCCUCAGUGAGCCCCAUUCUGCUCAUGACCACCUCUGCUUCAUCCACUCCUGCUUCAUCCACUGAGGAGCAAUCAACAGACCCAGAACAUCAAAAUGAUGUUCCACACAACAGCAACAACACAGCCUCAGUAAAUCCCAUUCUGCUCGUGACCACCUCUGCUUCAUUCACUGAAGAUCAAUCAACAGACCAUCAGAAUGACCCAACAGGUCCACCCAACAACAACACAGCCUCAGCAAAUCCCAUUCUGCUCGUGACCACCUCUGCUUCAUUCACUGAAGAGCAAUCAACAGACCCAGAACAUCAGAAUGACCCUAUAGAUCCACCCAGCACAGACACGGCCUCAGUGAGCCCCAUUCUGCUCAUGACCACCUCUGCUCCAUCCACCAAUGAAAAACCAACAAAUCCAACAGAACAUCACACUGACUCUACACAACCACCCAUCAGCAACAACACAGGACUUAAAUGUAUGUCUCUACUGCCCCCUCGACGGGGGUCAUACUAUGUGGAGCAUGGCACAGGGGUGUCUCUGGGCUCCAUGCUUGUAUUCUGGUGCAGGGAGGGCUACCAACUGGUCGGCCAUGAGAAAAUCACUUGCCUUCUGCAAGCAGGCGUCCCUCGCUGGAGCAGUUAUCUGCCAGUCUGUGAGAGUAUCCCUAGACCAAAUGACCAGGGUCUUCGCAUUGCUUUGCUGGUGUCUGUAGUGAGUGGGGUGGUCAUUCUCAUCAUGACUGUGUGUUUCAUCGUCUGCUGUUGUCAAGAACACAUGAGCAAAAAGAAGGAAAACUACCGGACAGGCAGAAGCAGGAGAAAAGAAAAGCGGAGCUCUAGAUUUCGGAGGAGCCCGUCCUGGUUGGAGAGAGAGCAAAUAGACUGGGAGGCAUUCCCGCCGCCUAAACUCUUUAGCUUGUCCCAGCGUCUUGAUCGACCACUGCCCCCUGGAAGCCCUGUUUAUUCGGAAGUCAUCAGAUCCUAUGAGAACAGAGGGUAUGAGAGGAGUCAGGAGAGCCUGAUGAGGAGCGCACACACUGCACAGCCCACACACCCAACCAACAGUCAAAUCUAUCCAGCCCUUGUUUUCCAGAGGGUCCAAGCAGAACCAAACCCAACUACCUCCUCCACCGCCCCAGUAUACAUACAGAUUUCAACUCCUCCCAAAAACAAGACUACAUGCAGUCCUGCAGUCAACCCAUGAAUUCAUUCAGGGGGGAUGCAACCUCAUCAGCAGCACUGAAUGUGGCCAAAGUGACAGAAAACACUACACAGCUAUCGAAACUAAAAUGUAUAUGGCCUUUGUGAGUAGAAGCACUUUGAUAUUUCUGCAGUAAAGCUGUACAUUUUCUGUAAAUAUUUUGUUUUGGGCCCGAUUAUUCUUGUAUAUCUUUAACUAGCACAAAAGACACUUAAUUUAUCUAAUCUGUAAAUAAAAGUUUGAAUAUUGUGUGACAAUAACCAAACCAAUAUCUUUUGUUUUGCACAUUUUAAAUGUUUUCCAAGGUGACCGCCGGUUUUAAUUCAUUCUUUGCUGUAGAAGAGCAAUACCUCCAGAAUUUCAUACAGUUUGAAACUGAGUCAUUUGUUAACUUACAAUCGAACUGUAAAAUUUGCACUUUAUAUGCACUGAUUCAUUUGUAAUAAAGUGUUGUGUCAAUCUA